CCCUGGUUAGUUGAGCCAGAUUUAAUGUAGAUUUGAGUUUUAGAGAGAGAAUGAGUGUGUUGUAGAGAGAGAAUGAAUGAGUUUUAGAUAGAGAAAUGUGCAUCUGCUUCUGGGUCUGACCCAAUUAUCCUUUCCCUUUUGAUCUGCUCCAUGUCUUCCAACUGUUCGAAGAAAGUCCUCACUGAAAAUUACAUCUGAUUCAUUACAAUCAAGCAUACCUGGUGUAGUUGCUGACUCUAAUUUCCAAAGGGUUUCAUGGUUUUCUGUUUCUAAAGCUCGUAAAAUCCAGAUUUGAUGGAUAUAUAAUCUGUCAUCACUUAUCAUCCGUUAUUGUGGGAGUUUGUUUUCUUUUGAAAGAUGUCGUUUCGUAGCAUAGUUCGUGAUGUGAGAGACGGGUUUGGGAGUUUAUCGAGGCGUAGUUUCGAUGUAAGGCUGUCAGGGCUUCAUAGCAGAGGGAAAUCACAGGGUUCGAUUAAUGAUUUAAACGAUAACCAGACGUUAUUUGUGGUCCAAAACAGUAGGUGGGCUAAUCUCCCUCCGGAGCUUCUUUUUGAUGUGAUUAAGAGGUUAGAAGAGAGUGAAAGCACAUGGCCUGCAAGAAAACAUGUUGUUGCUUGUGCUGCGGUUUGUAAGUCGUGGAGGAGUAUGUGUAAGGAAAUUGUUCCAACUCCAGAAUCUUGUGGGAAACUUACUUUCCCAGUUUCUUUAAAGCAGCCCGGGCCACGCGAUGUUACUAUUCAAUGCUUUAUCAAGAGGGAUAAAUCGAACUUGACAUAUCAUCUUUAUCUGUGUCUUAGUCCAGCUGCUUUGCUAGUUGAAAAUGGGAAAUUCUUGCUGUCGGCAAAAAGAACUCGAAGAACUACUUGUACCGAAUACGUCAUCUCCAUGGAUGCUGAAAACAUUUCAAGAUCAAGCAACACUUAUAUCGGGAAGCUCAGAUCUAAUUUUCUCGGGACAAAGUUCAUAAUCUACGACACGCAGCCUCCACAUUCUGGUGCCAACCUUCCGCCACCGGGUCGAUCAAAGAGAUUUUAUUCCAAGAAAGUCUCACCAAAAGUGCCAAGUGGCAGCUACAACAUCGCCCACAUCACCUACGAGCUUAACGUGCUCGGCACGCGCGGCCCACGUAGGAUGCACUGUGUCAUGCACACGAUUCCCACCUCUGCCCUUGAACCAGGCGGCACCGUGCCAGGUCAGCCAGAAUUCCUCCUGCCGCCCCGCUCGUUGGAAGACUCUUUCCGUAGCAUGUCGUUUUCAAAGUCACUCGACCACUCAACCGAGUUCAGCAGUUCUAGAUUCUCCGAGAUCAUGGGAGCCGCCACAGCAACCGAUGUCCCCGAUAGUGAAAAGUCAAAAAUGCCCUUGGUCCUGAAAAACAAGUCGCCUAGGUGGCAUGAACAGUUGCAAUGCUGGUGUUUGAAUUUUAGGGGGCGUGUGACCAUUGCGUCAGUCAAGAACUUCCAGUUAGUCGCUGCCCCCCCAGUUGCGGGAACAUCUCAGCCACCGCCGGACCAUGAUAAGGUCAUAUUGCAGUUCGGGAAGGUCGGGAAAGACAUGUUCACCAUGGAUUAUCGGUAUCCAUUAUCUGCAUUUCAAGCGUUUGCAAUCUGUUUAAGCAGCUUUGACACUAAAUUAGCAUGUGAAUAGAAAAUCUAACAUUCUGUGUGUACCUUUUGAAAUCGAUAAUUUGAUCUGUAACUGUUUGUCUUGUUCACAACUGAAAGAUUCUUGUUGUUUUCAUUUAUAUGGUUUGGUGAUAUUCAAACUCAUAACCUUUAAGUUA
This is a messenger RNA of Helianthus annuus (common sunflower), 1783 nucleotides long. Its product is annotated as tubby-like F-box protein 8. NCBI's taxonomy places the organism in Eukaryota, Viridiplantae, Streptophyta, Magnoliopsida, Asterales, Asteraceae. The record is from RefSeq and is a predicted model, not a curated record. Gene Ontology annotation, molecular function: protein binding. The transcript has 6 exons. The coding region runs from base 358 to 1647 and encodes 429 amino acids.